Messenger RNA from Spodoptera litura, 429 nucleotides. RefSeq lists its product as uncharacterized. NCBI's taxonomy places the organism in Eukaryota, Metazoa, Arthropoda, Insecta, Lepidoptera, Noctuidae. The record is from RefSeq and is a predicted model, not a curated record.
AGUACAGACAAUAGAACAGAAUAUAAAUUAAAAACAAUUUUUUGACAGUUUUCAGUAUUGCCAUAUAAAAUGCGUUUAUUGACGGUGUUGCUAGUGUUUUUAUAUGUGGUGUUCUGUGAGGGGUCUGAGGAUGCCGUCGAAGAGAGAGGGAAGAAGAAAAAGAUUGGAUUAUUUAUAUACUUCGUAGACCUGGUAAUCAAGAAGAUCUUCAUCCUCAAGCUGAUAUAUGCCUUUGCGUUCUGGCUGCUCCUCCACAAAGCUGGUUACAUCUUUGGCUGGUUCCUCAGCUACAUCAAGGAGAAACCGGAGUACCAUGGUCAUCACGAUCACCAUCAUGUAGAGUAUGGUCCUCCAGGACCUUAUAGACGGGGAGGUCAAAAGCCAUAUAAUCCUUAUUCUAGUCCAAGUCGAAAGGUCAAUCCAUAUUAG